Molecule: messenger RNA, 622 nt
Organism: Drosophila guanche
Lineage: Eukaryota; Metazoa; Arthropoda; Insecta; Diptera; Drosophilidae
Product: lipopolysaccharide-induced tumor necrosis factor-alpha factor homolog
Exons: 2
Coding region: 182-562 (126 amino acids)
Molecular function (GO): zinc ion binding
Source: RefSeq, a predicted model, not a curated record
GCGACAAACUUUUCUACUUACUUAGUUUAACUCUUCUAUGUACUCCGAGUAUAUCCAUUAAUUUUUUUGUUGAUCAUCUUUCUGAAUGUCUGUCGCUCGCUUAGCCCAAUCAAUAUGCUUGUCCCGAUUGCGGCGAUUAGUCAGAAGAGAUAACAAGCCCUGAUAGUAGCUACUCUAAUAAAUGGGUGCCCGGAACCGUGUUCAAUGUAUGUCAUACCAUGAACAUGAACAGCACCCCGCCACGGCCUUUGAGCCUGCCGGCUCCCUGCCACGCGGCACAGUGGUGGCCACUCAGCAACCAAUUGAUGACUCUCUGAAAGUUGGCUGGCAGCCGAUGCAAGUUCGCUGCCCCUCCUGCCACGGUGAGGUGCAGACCAACCUCAUUACCGCCUCCACAAAGACCACCCAUCUGUGCGUGCUAUAUAUAUACAUACAUAUACAUACAGUAUACAUUUGCUGCCUCUGGCCUUGCGCCGUCUUGCCCUACUGCUUCAACUACUGCAAGAAUGUCCGGCAUUACUGCCCCAAUUGUGGAAACUACGUAGGAACCUAUUCGAUCUGAUAUGAUUCAAAAUAAACAGUCAGUGAAAGCUUUCGCUGUUGAAAGCUCUGCCAAAACGAA